Messenger RNA from Musca vetustissima, 7377 nucleotides. RefSeq names its product serine/arginine repetitive matrix protein 2. The record is from RefSeq and is a predicted model, not a curated record. NCBI's taxonomy places the organism in Eukaryota, Metazoa, Arthropoda, Insecta, Diptera, Muscidae. The transcript has 7 exons. Bases 28 to 7350 code for a protein of 2440 amino acids.
UGUUAAUUGAAUUGCAAGCCCAUUAACAUGGCUGAAGAUUCCAGUGACUCUAGUGAUUUGGAUACCCGGCCAUCCAGCAGUAAAGGUCGCUAUUCGACCCGUGGUGAACAAAAGCGUAAACGUCGUAUUGUUAUGCGUAUUGAGUUCGACGAUUCAGAUGAAUCGUCGUCUACUACAGCUUCUUCUAGCGAUGGUGAAGAAAUAGUCAUCCGCAAAGGCCAGAAAAAUAAUAGAAACAACAAAGUUAUUGAUGAUGGCCCAUCGUGUUCACGCCGACUUCGUAACCGGCAAAAUCAGAAAAGUGUAUCUGCCGGUACCGAAAACAACAGUAGCAGCGGCAACAACAAGCACAGCGCUGCUGCUGUUGUUUACGAUGAUGACGAAGAUUCUGAUGAAUUUCAACGCAAUGCUGCUCAGCGUCGUCAACGCGGUCGUCGAUCCAAUGUUUUAGAUGUUGGUCUUUCGGAUGGUUCAACGAGUGGCAGUGAGGUAAUAAAAAAUAAAACUUUUCAUUAUUGUAUACACGUUUUUGUUUUUGUUGGUGUGUAUAAAUCACAAAUAACUAAAAAAUCGCGCGGUAAAGCAAAAAAGAAAUAUAUUAUGUCAGAGGAUGAAAUCGAUGGCGGCGGAGGCACCAUCCAACAGCCGAAAGAUGAGAACGGCUUUACUUCGGACAGCAGCAGCAAUGAUAUGCUGGAGAAAUGUCCAAUUUGCUUAUUAUCAUUUCGACAACAAGAAAUCGGUUCGCCAUCGUCGUGUCAGCACUUGUUUUGUGCCGCUUGUAUUGAGGCAUGGUCGAAAAAUGUCCAAACUUGUCCAAUCGAUCGUUUAGAAUUCCAACGUAUUAUCGUGCGCGAAUCGUAUGAAAAUCGUCGAAUUGUUCGCGAAAUAAACGUUGAUCCGAACGCGGCUAAAGAAUUGAUAUUGAACGACGAAGAUGAGGAAUUCGAUGAUGUUACGAAUUGUGAGAUCUGUGGUAGGCCAGAUCGUGAGGAUGUGAUGUUGUUGUGUGAUCAAUGUAAUCAGGGCUAUCACAUGGACUGUUUGUCCGAACCCUUAACCGAAAUCCCGGAAGGUUCAUGGUAUUGCGAUAACUGUGCCGAUUCUGAGGACGAAGAGGAAGAAGAUGAAGAUUUGAAUAUGUUGUAUGAAGAUAUUAGAGAUAUGGGAAUACCUGAAACUCAUCUGCGAGUCAGGGAAGUUCAUCAGCCAAGAAUUCUAAGAACUAGACAGAAUGAACGCAUUCGCGCUGCAGUUCUAAGACGAACUAGGGCCAGUGUAUCGGCAAUGGAAACGACUACCACCACUACUACGACCAGUACAACACAAAGAGGGCGUCCACGUACCACUACGACAACAACUACAACAACACGCCGUACUACAAACCGAAGCGUUAGUGGCUCUACACGGAAAAGACGUAGAGUACAAAGAAGACGAAGGCCACGACAGCGUACCUAUGUAGUGGAAUACGAUGUCAACAAUUUCGAUGAGAAAUUUGCUAUUAAAGCUACAAAGAAGGUCAUCAGAAAAAGACGUAAAACUCGUCGAUCUUCUAAUAAGACAAGGUCGUCCAGAUCCGGAUCCAGACGUGGCACUCGCUUGACAGCAAGCCAACGUUUAGCUGAACAGAUGGGCGUUAAAACGGAUCCCACAUUUACCUCCCAUCUGUCGGGAACAAGCGCUGGCCUUUCCAUAACUGGGGGCGUCAAUGAUUUAGAAUAUUUUUCGGAUAGUGAUCCUGGUGGAAAUAUUGAAAGUGAAAUCCACAUAGAGACAGGACAGGGAACAGCAGUUCAGACAUCCGUUCGAAUUUCAAAUUAUGGAUCGCAAAGAUCCCGUAAAGGUUUGCUACUAGGUCGUGUUGGUCCACGUCACGUGCCGGAACCGGUGGCUAAUCGUGAUAAUGCCAAUUCGGACAUUUUGUCGAGUAUAAUGGAUUUACAAGAUCGUUGGCAUAGCGCCAGUAGAAAUAUGGAAAACGUACACAUCAACACCGAUGGCACGUUGAAUUUGCCCCGUUCAGAGGAACGUAACAGGAAUAAUGAACCACAUACCUCUGCUCCGCCAGAUCAAACGACCACACCACCUAAAAAAUCAAAUGAUAAUCAACAAAGUGAAAGAUCUGCUGAAUCACAAUCCCCAUCAAAUAGCUCCCAGCAGAAUGAAAUAACCCAAGCCCCAAUGUAUUCUCGUGGUGGAGGCAAUCCAAAUUUUAACUCUGGUGGCGGCGGUGGUUACAAUAACCGUUAUGGUGGGAAUAAUCAAAGUAACUACCGUGGUGGUGGCGGUAACCAAUAUCGCCCCUCUGGCGGUGGUGAUGGCGGUCGUGGCGGAGGUAUGAACUUCAAUAUGGUCGGUCGUGGUAAUUUCAACUUCAGUAGUGGUGGACCAUCAAAUUACAACAAUCAAAAUAAUCAGUCAAGUCCAGGAUUCACACCCUUCCGACAAUGGAAUUACAAUCAGCGCAAUCAACAGAACGAUGAAAACAACCAAAAUAAUAAUCGCCGAAAUUCCAUGCCGUUUGCUGGUGGUAACAAUCAACAGAACGAUAACAACAAUCAGUCGUCCUCACAACCAGUAUCGCAACCACAACAACAAUCACAAAAUCCUUUUAGUGGCCCACCGCCACAACCCUGUUUCGCACCACCGAAUCGGCAACAGUCGCAGCCACAGCGUCCACCAAAUGCUGCCAGUUCCGAUGAUCUAUUUGGUGGGCUGCCACCGCCCGUGAGGCAAAUACCUGCACCAGUUGUUCUGAGUGUGCCACCUCCACCAACACCACCCGCAAUGAUGGUACAUCCUCCAGGUGGCGCUCUAUUUCAAUUGAAUUCAGAUUAUGGACGAGAUGACGACUCAAAUUGUCCCAAUUUCGCAAUCUACUCACAAGAAUCUCAAGAAGUCGCCAAAUCAACUGAAGCCUAUCCAGAAAAUAAAGCAUCUUCAAAUUCUGCCAAUGAGGCUAAGGAAGACGAUGAAAAUGAAGAUUUAGUACAAUUAGAUGAUGACGAAGAGACACCGAAUCAACCACAAAUUGAUCCAUCAGAGUUGUAUGAACCAGAAAAUCCGACAGAAGAAAAUGAUGAUGAAGAUGUUGAUGAAGGAGAUGAUAAAGAUACAGAAAAAAGUAUCAGCAAAGAUGAAGCUGCCAACAAAAACGAUAACAACAAUGAUGCAAAUAAUAAAAAGAAAAAUAUAGAUGAUGAGGAAGAUGGGGAAAAGGAAAAUGAUAAUGAAUCUGUAACAGAAAAGGAAACAGCGAACAAGAAUACAUAUGAAAAGGGAGACAUAACUGACAGCGAGGAAGAAAUGAACAACGAAAGAGAAAGAAAUAAAACAGCCAAGACAAAAGGUAGGUCCACUGAUAAUGAUGAUGAGAAUAGCAAUGAAAAAACACAAAAAUCAACAAAAGAUGAUGGCGACGAUUAUGAUGAUGACGAUGACAGCGAUGACAAUGAAGACGUUACCGGUAAACGUCCUAAAAAGCAAUCACAUAAUUCGGGAAAAGACAAUGACAAUGAUCGCCGGCCAAGAAAUGAGAACGACAACAUUUCGGUAAACAGUAGUCGCGACGAUGAUACAUCAAAGGGUCAUACACCCACGGUUCCAUACAAUAGAAGCAGCACGGUACGUUCACCAAGCCGAUCUAGGUCACCGGAAAAUGAACCAUCUGGUGCCCACCAUGGCAAAGGCGGUGCUGUAAUUGAAUUAUACGACGACAGCGAUUGGGAUGAAUUAAAUGCCGAUAAAAAUGCCACCACAAAAACUAAAGAUAAAACUUCACAAAAUAAGAAUACUGAAAAUACUGAUGAGGUGGAACCAGAUCGUUCAUAUACACCAUGUUUAGAUGAGAACAAUGAUCCCGAAGUGGUUGAGUCGAGGACAGAAGAAACUCCAAUUGUCAUUCCAUUAACCCCGGAAAAGAAUUCAAGUAAAAACGAUGCUACGGAGAAACCCAAAGAACCCGAAGUAGAGUUAAUCAUAUCAGAGGAGGAACCCGACACGACGACAUCUCGUAAGAAGCGAGGUGGAAAUCUUUUGGAUCCCCUUGACGAUGCCAAGGGUGCAAGGUUCAAAAAAGUCAAAAAGCGUAAGAAGCGCAAUUAUCGGGGAGACAAAGCUCCAUUUAAAAACCGUUUCAGGAACAGGUCUAUUUCUCGUUCCCGAUCUCGUAGUCGUUCGCGCUCCCGUCGUCGCUCGCGUUCUCGUUUAAGGUCAUCUCGCUCGCGCUCACGGUCACGUUCAUAUGGAUCAUUCCGAUCAAGAUCUCGCUCGCCAGGUCAUGGUCGUCGACGUGGCAGAUCACACAGCCGGGAGAAGCGCCGCUUUGGCAGCAACGGCAAUUUGAGAGGCAGAAGUUGGGACGGUGGUCGUAUCCCCAGAAAUAAGCCUAAGAGACGUGAGAUUCCACGAUAUGAUGUUCGCCAUGUAGUUGCGAAUAAACCAGUCAGAGAUCGUUUUGGUCGUGACAAUUCACGUUCAAGAAGACCUAGUCGAUCAUUAAGCCGACGACGAAGUCCAUACUCAAGAUCGCCAUUUUCACGUUCCCGCUCGCGUUCUCGUGUACGCUCUAGAAGGCGCUCAUUCUCUCGUUCAAGAUCUCGCACCAGAUCACGAACACCACAUUCACGAUCCCGUUCGAGAACAAAAUCUCGCUCGAUUUCUAGGUCACGAUCUAAAACUCGUUCACGCACACCUUCACGUUCCAGAUCCCGUAUUCGUCGGCCCAGCAUUAGCCUAUCGCCAUCACCGCAAUACAACCGCAGACGUUCCUUGUCACCUCUUCCUCGCCGCUUUAGUCCAGUUCGUAGGCGAUCGAUUUCUCCAAGAGUUAGGCGAUCUCCAAUGCGACGAAGGUCUCGAACUCCUCUGCGAAUUAUGAGGUCUCGUUCAUUAUCUCUAGGCCCAGAUCCUCGACUUAAUGGCCAUAAAGGUCCACAACGUUUCAGAAGUAUAUCUCGUCCCCGAAAUCUUAGCAGGGACAGAUUGCGCUCCAGAUCGCGAUCACUUUCAUUAUCACCCCGCUACACCCCACAAAUGAACCGACUACGAUCCAAGAGUCCUCCACCAAAAGGCAAAAAGAAAAAGUCUAAAGAUGCAAGAAAGAAGAAAUCGAAACGACGAUUGCCAAGCUUAAGUCCUUCGCCGAAUCGAAGGAUUGCCCGACAAGCGGAUCCGUUCGCUCUCGAGAAGCCAUCAAAGAAAAAGCGGCGUCACAUGCCCAAAGAAAAAUCACCGAUCGACGACCAUGAAUGGUCCCCUUCACCAAGUCCCGCACCACCUGUUAUCGCUAGCAAUGUCGAUUAUCAGCAACCGGAAAAGAAUGUGUCUUGGACACCGCCAAUGCAUUCGCCAAUUUCCGCUCAUUAUCCGCCGAUUAUCAGACGCUCUGUUUCGCCUGGAAGUCGAAAAGAAAAGACAAAACGCUCCAAAAAGAAGAAGAAGGAAAGCUCUAAGCGAAAAACACUGCGCAAAGAAAAGAAACGCAGACGGCGUACAGAAACACCCGAACCCAUUCCAUCGAAGGAAGUGUUCGCGUCUGGUAAUAACAUAUUGGUUAGCGUAAGUUUCAACAAAGAAAAUACAACAAGCGCCGCACAUGGACAACAGACCAUCGUCACAUUGCCUCCCAAUCGUGAGGACCUGCUUCCGAACAGACGCGUUUCCAUCGACCAUGUCAACAAGAGCAGCUCUUCGUCAAAGAAACGAAAGGAAAAGCGUAAGAAGGUGGAUUCGAAACCGGUGGCCAUCAUUGAUUUGGAACGUUCGCCGUUCCAGGUGGAACAGGAACAAGCCGAUGUUAUCGUACUUACCGACAGCGAAGAAAAUCGCGAACGUGCACAAAACGACCAGCGACGUGAUAGACGCCGCAGUGAAUCGUCAUGUCCCAGGGACAACGACCUCGACAUGCAUCGCAGCCAAAGGCAAGAGGCAGACAGUAGUCAACGCGAUAAAUCCGCCGAACGUUUGGAUACAAUUAUGGAAGAGUCAUAUGACAUCCCACAGACGGGUCCGAAAACACCUCCAGAACCCCCAUCUGUUAAAUUUAACUUGCAGUCCAAGAAGACUAACAAGGUGCGCAAUCCAUUGCACGAAGAUGAUGACUAUGACAUGCCGUCGACGUCUGAAAAGCAGCAAGUGCAAGAGCCUCACAGUGCUGAUAUGGACACAAUGCAUGUCCAAAGCAGCCAAAAGAUUGGACCGAAUACGCCACCAGAAUCGGGACCAUGCUCACCGGACGCAUAUGAUCCAUUCGAACCGACAAAGUCCCCCUCUAUUUCGCCUCGUUCACCCACACCUCCUCCCUCGAAAAUGGAUGUUUCGCAGAACACGGACGUUAGCGGUGAUAUCGGUUCAACACAGAAACAUCACGAUGAUCCACAGCGUAGAGAACAAUUGUCCGGUAUAGGAAAUAUGGCGCAGAGCGCCUCACUCAAUCCCAUUGACUUAGUCAUGGCACUGAUGGGCUCAAAAACUAUGGUCGGCAAUAGCCAAGACAUGGCCAACAAGUCGAGUGAUUCCAAACAGUAUACAAAUUCAGACGAACCAUCAUUCCGCAAUAAAUCCGACGACAAAUCCAUCACUGUGCUCUCCAAUGUGCUGUUGAGUUCGGGCAAUGGUAUUUCUAGUCCAACACCGCCAAAUGUGUCGAAGAAAAUGUUACCGUUACCGAAAAUUACCGGUAGUGUUGGCGGCAGUAGUAGCAGUGGUGUAAAUAUGCGGAAUGGUGGCGCAUCUAACAAUAACGACGAUGCGUACACACUGCGCGAUGCCGACAGCCCCUACUCUCCGGGUUCGGGAGACUACGAAGAUCUAUUUGAACCACCUCCCGAUACCAGUACUUCGAAGCGUUAUUCAAAGCGUGGCAAUACCGCCGCAGGGGGUUCUGGCAAAUUAGAUUCGUCGUUCGAUAAUCUCUUCGGCAGUACAUCGCCGGUUUUACGAUUGCCCUCAUAUACGCCCUCCAAAAAGCCAACAGCCGGUGGGGCAUCGUCACGGCCAUCUAAAACAAAAGGUGGUCUUAAUGAGGUAUCAAAUAUGCCAGGGGACGUGAAGGAAAAGUUCUUACGUAAAUUGAAUCGACAAGAACGCGUAGUCGAGGAAGUGAAAUUGGUAUUGAAACCAAGAUAUAACAAGAAGCACAUCACAAAGGAGGACUACAAGGAAAUUAUGCGACGAGCUGUGCCAAAGAUUUGCCACAGUCGUUCGGGUGAGAUAGAUCCCAAUAAGAUAAAGAAUUUAAUUGAUGCCUAUGUCAAGAAAUUCCGGGCAAAACACAAGAAAUUAAAUCUUAUUAGCACGGGUCAAGUUAGCAGCGCUGUAAAAUGUGCCGCCUACUUGAAGAAGCUCUAGAAAGUGGGACGCUGAUGCCACAGCAAC